ACUCGGCGUGCACCGCGCGCAGACGGUGCAGAUACGCGGGGUGCGCUUCGCGGUGUGGUUCUCGCGGUGGAUCCGGAGCCGCUCGCCGGGAUCCCUCGGCGCCGGGAUCUCACGUUUCUCCAGGGAAUCGUCCCCGAGCAUCUCGCACGCGGUGGCCGCGCUUAUGACCGGCCGAUGGACCAGCGCGCGAGGGAGAGUCGUCGCUCGUUCGAGUAUUCGCCGGUGAUCCGCAAAAGGAAAGCUGACGAGGAUGAGCCAUGCGAAGGUACGAAAGGACCGUUAUGGGCACAGUGAGCUCCGUCGUAGGCAAUUAAGGGAGAGCAACUUGCCGGCGAGUAAAAUGGUGGGACUGGGCAGCGACGAGCUAUUCAUUUCGGGCGUCGCCGAUAUCAACAAUAUGGAAUUGGAGAUCAACUCCGAGGACGAGAGCGAUGAGAUCGGGAGGGACGAUAUACGCCGGCUGAUACCGUCGCCGGUCAACAGCGAGAGCGUCGUGUUUAACGGCGGGAAAAGGGAUGGUCAGAGAAACGGGGUAGAAGAUGCGGACGACGAGAGCGUUUGGUCCAUAUCCAUCCAGAUGUUCAUACCCUUCUUACUUGCCGGCUUCGGCAUGGUCGCAGCUAGUUUGCUGCUAGACCUGGUGCAGCAUUGGCCGGUGUAUCAAGUGGUAUCCGAGGUAUACAUAUUAGUUCCUGCGCUACUAGGUCUGAAGGGAAAUCUGGAGAUGACGUUGGCUUCCAGAUUGUCGACCCAGGCUAAUCUAGGUCAAAUGGACACGAAGAAGCAACAGUGGACACUGAUUGUCGGGAACUUAGCCCUGAUCCAGUGCCAGGCUAUGGUGGUGGGUUUGCUGGCGUCCUUGGCGGCCGUGGCCCUCGGCUGGAUCCCGGAAGCUCACUUCGAUAUUCAUCAUGGACUCCUGUUGUGCGCCAGUGCCUUGGUCACCGCUUCUGUAGCAAGUUUCCUGCUGGGCCUCGUGAUGGUCGCGGUCAUACUAUUGUCACGACGGAUGAACAUCAACCCUGACAAUGUCGCCACCCCGAUCGCGGCCUCCUUAGGGGAUCUAACGACCUUAGCUCUUCUGUCUUGGAUCGCUUCUUUAUUGUAUAACGCAAUAGGCUAUGCUCCAUGGGUAGCGCCAACAUUGAUAGCAUUUUGUGUAUUUGCAACUCCCGUUUGGGGCUACAUAGCAGCUAGAAAUCCAUUUACUAAAGAAGUAUUGGAUUACGGCUGGACGCCUGUGAUAUCAGCGAUGUUAAUUAGCAGUCUCGGCGGACUGAUCUUGGACUACACUAUAUCGAGCUACAAAGGCAUAGCGGUUUUUCAAUUAGUAAUUAAUGGCGUUGGGGGAAACUUGGUCGCUGUCCAGGCCAGUAGAAUAUCGACGUCCCUACAUAAAGAUUAUCAGACGGGUGUUCAAGGGGCUCUCAACGUCUGCAUUAGUCCAUUCCAUGCGUUCUUUGCUAAGGGAGGACACGCGAGAACAGCUAGAGUAUUGCUGAUGAUGGUGAUACCAGGGCACUUAAUCUUUAGUUAUACCAUUAGUUACCUUCAGGCGGGACAUACCUCGUUCACGCCUAUAUUUAUUAUGAUAUAUUUGAUCGCUGCAAUGUUGCAGGUAAUUCUGUUGUUAUAUAUUGCGCAAUUGAUGGUUGUUUGGAUGUGGACGAGGGGUAUGGAUCCAGACAGUUCCGCGAUACCAUACUUGACAGCGGUGGGCGAUCUUAUAGGAACUGCACUUCUCGGAAUUGCCUUCCAUAUCCUUUAUGCCAUAGGCGACGGCGACUCUGACGUAGGAGAUUGAUCGGUAAAGUUUGUACAAUGCUUUGAAUCCUUUAUAAUGUUGCAGGUCAUAGAUUUUGGUAUCCCUUUUCGAAAGACCACAAUGAGAAAUCUCAUUUGAAUUCGCGACACCGAUUGUGAUUUGACGAUUGCGUCAUCGGUGAUUAUCACUUUCGUUGCGGUGAGUUUUUUCUUCGAAACGAAGCUCCGUUCGACAUCUCUUUGUAUGAAAGGGUAUGUUAAGAGUACAAAUUAAAUUAAGCAUAUAUCUGUUAGUAUAUGCUGGACACAAAAAAAAGAAAAGUACAGUAUUUGCCAAUAUUAAUUCCGUUACAUCGAUAAUUAAAUCAUCAUGUAAUUAUGGAGAUGGAAAUUAUAAUUAAUUUCAAUCGCGACUAUGCCAAUAAAUACGGGCCAGUAAAUAAG
This is a messenger RNA of Vollenhovia emeryi, 2208 nucleotides long. Its product is annotated as solute carrier family 41 member 1-like. Gene Ontology annotation, cellular component: plasma membrane. Gene Ontology annotation, molecular function: monoatomic cation transmembrane transporter activity. The transcript has 7 exons. The record is from RefSeq and is a predicted model, not a curated record. Lineage: Eukaryota; Metazoa; Arthropoda; Insecta; Hymenoptera; Formicidae. Gene Ontology annotation, biological process: monoatomic cation transport. The coding region runs from base 251 to 1804 and encodes 517 amino acids.